AUGUCUCGGCGGAACCCACCUCGCGAGUACUACGAGGAGGAGGAAUUCGAGGUCGAACGGGAGCGAGAUCGAUAUCCACGGUCACGCAGACGAGAGCGUGAGUUUGAUGAGGAUAUCGAGUAUCGCCGACGCAGAUCAAUGCCGCCCGUCGAAGAUCUAGAGCGCAUGCAUCUUCGAGAUCGUCCACCCCGCGACCUCGUCCGAGAGAGCUUUGCCCCGUCAAGAGACCGGGGCCCCAUGAUAAGAAGAGGAAGAGAUGAUCUGGACGAGGCGCUACCAGGACCCGACCCAGAGGAUGUACAGCUGCGCCCAUCACGACGGCAUGGUAGUCAAAGUCACCGGCCCCGGGAAGUCGUCGAGGAAGAGGAAUCUGAGCUGAUAAUCAGGGAACGCGAAAGACGCGGCAACCGACGAUAUCGGAGACCGCGUGACCUGGAAGAAGAGGAUAUGGUUAUCCGCCAUAGGGAGCGAGCUAGCGAAGGGGACUUGAGACCCAUGGAGAAGGUGUACGAAGACGAGCGGGAAGAAGUCUACUUCAGAUCCUCAUCCAGACCUCGGCGCAGACCGUCGCGCCGCGAGGUUGAAUUUGAAGAACGGAUUAUUGACGACAGAGAACAAGAACGGCCGCGGGGACCACGCCGCCGCGCAGAGCCGACAUUCGAAGAAGAAUUGGUUAUGCAAUGGAAGGAUAGACCAACGCGACGAGAACUGGAAGAAGAGGAAGAAAUACGGCUACGGGAAACGAGACGACGGCGACGACCUAGCCAGCCGGAGCCAAGAUAUGUGCGGGGACCUCCACCACGAGAAUCGCCUGGCGAUUGGCCUGCUGAGAGGGAGGAUGAAGAGGAGGAAGUCCGUAUUCGAGAGCGGAGACGCUCGAGGCCACGGCGUCGGGAGAUUGAGGACGAAGAGGAUCUUAUUAUCCGUCGAGAGGAGCGAGAUCGGGAGCGUGGUAGGGAUAGUGCUGAGAGUGAUGAGAUACGCAUUCGAAAGAGCAAACGGAGGUCACCACCGCGAGAACCGUCCUCGUCUCCGGAGCCUAUCCGGGCUCCUCCAAUUCACCAGGACGUUAUCACACAUCAUCGUCAUAUUGAUCACGGGUUUGACACAUCUCGUCCACCGCGGGCUCCCAGUCAAGAGGCACCUUCUUCGCGAAGCAGCUUUGACGAAAUAGACAUCCGCCAUCGUAGCAAAAAGGGAAAUCGAGGCCGCAAGUCAGAGGAAGAAAUCGUCUUCAAACAUCGCGACAAGGGAGAAUCUGUGUCACCAACCAGUAGCCCAUCUCUCGAGUUCAAUGAGCCCUGGAAACCGGACCGUCUACCUUCACGUCGUAACCGUAAGUCGAGAUCACUGGACGACGACGAUAGCGCGUCAUCAGUCGCAGGAAGCUCGCAUGUUCCCUCGCGUCGGGAUCUAUCCCGACGCCUUGAAAUCGAAGAAGAUGAAAUAGAGGAGGAGAUCAAGAUUCACAAGAGGAAAUCCAAACACCGCUCGCCUCUCGAAAAGAUUACCAAAGAAACCACCGACGAGUGGUCUGUCGUCCAUGCACCCUCAAAAGAAGACGUACCCGAAAUGUCUGGAGCCCUCGAAGUCGUCGAAGUCGCACCCAAGGGCGCCGUAGAAGAAGAGCUCGAAGUCCAAGGACGCCUCAAGCAGCAGGUCGUGAAAGAGCGCCGCAAUGAGCGCUGGACAGAAAUUACCAAGGAUCUAGUCAUCCGCGAAGCCAUCGAACGACUUGGUUAUGAAUUUGAGGAGACAAGGGCAUAUUAUUAUAUUUUCUCAUUUCUCGAACCGGCUGAUAUCGACGAACUUGUCAACCUGUCCGAUGACAUUCGGUACGCGAGACGUCGCCGGAUUAGAGAGAUGGAACGCGAGCGUGCUGAAAAGCCACCCCGACCUAUCUCCCUCGUGGAUAGGAUGCCUCCUCGUCCGCGGAUGAUUGGGAAGAGGCAUAUACGAGAGCGGGAGUGGAUUGUUGAUGAGCGGAUGCGAUGA
Penicillium daleae is the source of this 1995-nucleotide messenger RNA. RefSeq lists its product as uncharacterized. Bases 1 to 1995 code for a protein of 664 amino acids. NCBI's taxonomy places the organism in Eukaryota, Fungi, Ascomycota, Eurotiomycetes, Eurotiales, Aspergillaceae. The transcript has 4 exons. The record is from RefSeq and is a predicted model, not a curated record.